Trichoplusia ni (cabbage looper) is the source of this 2251-nucleotide messenger RNA. It is a transcript of the gene Tua3, whose product is annotated as tubulin alpha chain-like. The transcript has 9 exons. NCBI's taxonomy places the organism in Eukaryota, Metazoa, Arthropoda, Insecta, Lepidoptera, Noctuidae. The record is from RefSeq and is a predicted model, not a curated record. Gene Ontology annotation, cellular component: cytoplasm; microtubule. Bases 154 to 1512 code for a protein of 452 amino acids. Gene Ontology annotation, biological process: mitotic cell cycle; microtubule cytoskeleton organization. Gene Ontology annotation, molecular function: GTP binding; structural constituent of cytoskeleton.
AUCCAAGCGGCCCAUCAGACGGGCGCUGAUUCGCAAUUUUUUUUCAAAAUUUCAGUCGGUUUCAAAAUUUUCGUAAAGUAAUAGUUUUUUUAUAUAGUUUUUUUUAUUAUAUAUUAUUUUAGCAUCGGAUCGUCAAAAUUACCAGUACUAAUCAUGCAGAGGGAGUGCAUAUCAGUGCACGUUGGGCAGGCGGGAGUGCAGAUGGGGGUGGCGUGCUGGCAGCUGUACUGCCUCGAGCACGGCAUCCGCCCCGACGGGACGCUGCCGGCCUGCGAGCAGGACUCGAAUGCGGCAGACUCCUGCUUCAACACCUUCUUCUCAGAAGCAGACCGAGGAAAGAUGGUUCCAAGGGUCGUUAUGGUGGAUUUAGAAGCCACCGUUAUUGACGAAGUUCGCUCAGGGGAGUACCGACAACUAUACCACCCAGAGCAAUUAAUAACCGGCAAAGAGGAUGCAGCUAACAACUAUGCACGUGGCCAUUAUUCCACCGGCCGAGAAGUGUUAGGGCCUGUCAUGGAACGCGUCAGAAAACUGGCGGACCAGUGCACCGGGCUACAGGGUUUCUUCGUGUUCCACUCGUUUGGUGGCGGUACAGGUUCCGGUUUCACGUCACUGCUAAUGGAGAAACUCUCAGAGGAAUUCGGCAAGAAGAGUAAACUAGAGUUCGCUAUAUAUCCAGCACCACAAGUGUCGACAGCCGUGGUGGAGCCCUACAACGCGGUGCUGACCACACACGCCACCAUCAGCCACUCGGACUGCGCCUUCAUGGUCGACAACGAAGCCAUAUACGACAUCUGCAGGCGGCGGCUGUCCAUCGAGAGGCCAUCGUAUGCGAACCUCAACAGGCUUAUUUCACAAGUGGUGUCGUCGAUCACAGCGUCUCUGCGGUUCGAUGGUGCGCUGAAUGUAGACCUGACUGAAUUCCAGACGAACCUCGUUCCUUACCCACGCAUACAUUUCCCGCUCGCUGCGUACGCGCCUGUCGUCUCAGCUGACAAGGCAUAUCACGAAGGGAUGUCAGUGUCAGAGAUCACAGCGGAGCUGUUCGAGCCACAGAACCAGAUGGUCAAGUGUGACCCUCGCGACGGCAAGUACAUGGCGUGUUGUCUUCUGUACCGCGGUGACGUCGUGCCCAAGGAUGUGAACGCUGCCAUCGCGGCGAUGAAGGGCAGGGCUGGGAUUCGGUUUGUGGACUGGUGUCCCACUGGGUUCAAGGUGGGCAUCAACUACCAGCCGCCAUCGGUGGUGGCUGGCGGUGACCUGGCGCAGGUGAAGCGCGCUGCGUCUAUGCUCAGCAACACUACUGCCAUCGCCGAGGCGUGGGGCAAGCUCGACCACAAGUUCGACCUUAUGUACUCCAAGCGAGCGUUUGUGCACUGGUAUGUAGGCGAAGGCAUGGAGGAAGGAGAAUUUUCAGAAGCGCGAGAAGACCUUGCGGCACUAGAAAGAGAUUACGAAGAAGUCGCCAUCGAGACGUCGGAGAUGCAGCCGGGCUGCGAUGACGAGAUAUGACGCGCCGCGGAGCUCGCGCCGCACGCCGCACCCCUCCGCCGCGCGCCCGACACGCAGCCCGCACAGGCUGCACAUGACAAAGUGCACGUUCUGCUGCAGUUUGCACAGAAGGUCGUUCUCCCUAUUUAACCUACGAUUGACAGUAACGAAGAUAAAAUCGAUGUUCGGUGCACAGUUUUCUCGGCAACCGCAACUCGUGUGGUUGGUCUGUGCGUGUCUAAACAUGGCGGCUGCGCAGCGUCGCCGCCGAAGCGGACGCCACAAAACCGCGGCCGCACGUUUAUUGAUAUUGAUUAUUGCAGAACUGUGAAAAUUAUUUUAAAGGUUCGAAAAUGUCCGCGGAGGUCGGAUGAUGCUCGAGUUGCUAGUGCCUUCCACUGCAGUGCCCUGACUGUGUGGCGUGUCCGAGUUGUGCUCCCUCGCCACUCACUAUAGUUUCUCCGUCGAGCAGUCUUGCGACGUCAGUUUUUAGUUUAUUUUACUUUGGAGGGUUUUUAAAUUUUAAUGCAAAUACUGGACGGAGAAAUGAUAACAUUAUUAUUAUCCCAAAUCAUGAAGAAAUUUUUAGAUAGUGUUUUGUAGCGAAUCGCGUAUGAGUGCGGUGUUAUAGCGGCGCUAUUUGUUGUAAGUGUAAUGUUUAGUAUUUGUGUACGUCUGUCUGUGUUUGUUAAAAAGAUCGAAAAAGUUUACAGUGUACCGUCUGAUGUUCUUGUCGCAAUAAAAUGUCCAGUUUAUUUUC